UAGUAUUACGUGGUGAGAGGCAUGUUUUGUAAAAUGUGAAUGGGUCAGUGUGAGGAAGUUCGGAGGUUCGGAGGUUUCGGAGUAAUUGAAGAUAAUCAGUUUCUGUAAGUAUACAGUUAGUGAGAGGAACUGUGGCAUAAAUGAAAUAAAUGAUAUGGCGAGUUGGAAGUAAAAUAAUAUAUUCUGUGGAAUAAGUGUGUAUAGGUGUCUCAAGCCGUUGUUGACGCAUUAUCAUAACUAUUUUAUUCAAAUGAUAAUACGUAGUGCCGUACGAAAGCUCUUUUAGUUGUAGUUAGGACAAGUAGUAUUGAUCAGUGAAUGGUGUUGAUGCAAUGUUGGCGUGUUUUUUCCAGAGAGCCAUGCUGCUAACAUGGACAACAGCGUAGCAUUAGGGUAACAUAUUGUUAGCAAUAAUUUUAUUUUUUCCAUAAAACAGUCACCAGUUACAAUACAUUAUUGUUAUAAAUACGUCAAGACAAUCAGUGAAGAAGAAAUUAUAAUUUAGAUUGUAUGUUGGAUUGAUGUAUCAGUACAGUGAAAGAAAUUGCGUCUCGCCUCGUGGUGAAGCUGAGCUUUUGUAUUAUAUUAAGCAAAAUGGCGGCUCAAGUCGCUCAGUCCAGUGAUGGCCCUCAAAGCAGAGAGACGGUAGGAGUAUCGUAUGCGAAUGCAGUACUUAAUUUUAAGAACAUCGAUAGUAAUAAAGAAAACAUAAAUGCGGUAUCACAUGCGACCCCUAAAGAACACAGUGUGAAAGAAGCUCCAACAAGAAGUAAGACAGCAGUGCAAAAAAGUGUUAAGCAUCACGCGUUAAAUGUUUCUGGCCCGAACAGUGCACAUGGCAACGAGGAUUUUCCUCAGAUUAUCCCACAAGGUAGGAGUUCGAGGAGAUUACCCGAGAAAAUGGACGAGAAUGUUAAUGUGAGCAGUAGACCCGUAAAUAGUUCAUGUGCCGACAAGUCGGAACAUGAUGAACAGAGUUGUUCUUUAAUUGAAAACGAGGGAGACAGUGUUUCUGAUAAAGUUCCUGAAAAGAAGAAGUAUGUGGAAGCACCUUUGCCAAAGAUAAAUCCAUGGACAGUGAAUAAGAAUGCUGCAUCAGUGAUAAGAGGGAAACAGUCAGAGGCUAAACCGCAGGCUGGUUCCAAUUUUAUUACACCUGCUGUGACUUCAAAUGAGAAGCGAGUUUUGCAACCCCAGCAGCAGGGUCGAGUAGAAAAUGGAAGCGUGAACACUGUGAAACCAACUGUAGUGAGAGCUCCACGUGAUCGCAGGAGAUUCAAUCAGCGUGCAAGUGACUUCUCAGAUGUAGAUGACUGGCCAACUCUUGGGGGUGCAGAGAAGAAAGGCCCAGUGAAUCCUGUUCCAUUGGCAAAACAAAAUGGUUACAUGAGGGGAAAUGCUGGGAACAGUAACAGUAGCACCAGUAAUGGACAGGCUUUAAACAGUGAAGGAGCUCAUGGCCCAUUCCUUCCUGAGGUUAAACCUGUGCAGAAUGGCAGUUCAUCCUUUUUGGAGGACCAGCACAAAGGCUCCAAACAGCCAGCUGGACCAGAGGCUGCAGAGAGGAGGAAAAAGAACCCAAAGCAGAAAUGGGUUCCAUUGGACAUUGACUUAGCCAAGGGGUGUGGAAAAAGAGAUCACUCACCAAAGUUCUAUAGUGGACACUACAGGGAGAGGAAUGGAGAUCAUGGUAUUGAACACUACAGCCGUGAUGAUGGGGAUAGUUGGAGGAGCACGGAUGGUUCGGACAGACGGAGCCAUCACUUCAGAGGUGGUCGUGGUGGACCGAGGCACAGGGGAAGAGGUGGACAUGGUGGAGGACGAGGCUUUGGACGGGGGAAUUACCGUAGAGGGGGCCCACCCCACAAUGGGUCUGACUAUCCCGAUUACCCAACAGAAUACACUCAGGUCAAGUUUGGGGGUCCAUCUGAACAACCAGGCUUUAUGAUGCCAUAUAUGGGGACAUUAUACUUUGAUGGCAACAGCUACCUGAAUGUGGAUGAACCUACAUUGAAGGAAUACAUACGAAAGCAGAUAGAAUACUACUUCAGUGAAGAGAACUUGUUACGAGACUUCUUCGUUCGUCGCAAGAUGGAUAAUGAAGGUUACUUACCAGUUAAACUUAUCGCAUCAUUCCAUCGGGUCCAGGCAUUGUCUACAGACUUGAAUUUGGUGACUGCUGCUAUAAGGGACUCAGAAAUGCUCGAAAUGAAUGAUUUCAAGGUAAGAACCAAGAAUGAUCCAACAAAAUGGCCAAUAACCGAACCUGGCAAACAGUUUCUUGACUUGGGUCUGCAUCAUGGUGUUGGGCUGAUAAUGCCAGGUCAGAGAUCGGCAAGCAUUCAUCACUUUACACACCCUCCAGACAUUCCUCCACCGCCUCUUCCAGCAGAUUUUCACUCAUUUUCAUCCCCAUCAGCUCCACCAAUAACAGUUGACUUGACUGACCACCAAAAUGGCGUCGAUUUGCAUCAUGUGGGAGAGAACUUAAAUCCAGAUGUUCCUGAAUUCAUCCCUGUGACUGUGAGAGUCCGAGGCGAGACUGGUGAUCAGGAUUUAGCAGAAACAGAGAGAAGUGAAAGUGGAGAGCAGCACAAAGAUCGGGAAAUUAUCCGUGAAGAAUCUUCUCAAACAUCACUUGGCUCUCGUCAAGCAGAGAAAGAGGUGUCUGCAAGCAGCUGCCAAGAAAACCUGGAGUCCCGGGAGCAGAUUGGGGUACCUAUCCUGAAGAAUGGUUCCCAGUCACAUUUUGGUGUAAAUUGUGGUGGUGAUGAGGAUGAUAUCUGGAGAGAGGUAAAACGAAGAGUAAAGCCACCACCAAAAGAAAGACCAGAAGAAAAGAAAGACCGGAAAUGCUUUGAGGAAAGAGAGGAAUUAGAUUUUCAGUUUGAUGAAGAACUGGAUGGACCUGUACCAUCAGGAAGACAUAACAUGUUCACGGAUUGGUCUGAGGAUGAAUCGGACUAUGAACUUAGUGACCAUGAGAUCAACAAGCUGCUGAUUGUUACGCAAGCUACCUCCCAGUCAUCACGCUAUCCAAAGCAUGAGGGCUAUGAUCGCACAGGUGAUUGGACCACCAGAGUGAAGAUAACCCAGGACCUUGAACAGGUCAUCAGUGAUGGAUUGAACUAUUAUGAAGAAGGACUGUGGACAGAACAAGAGUGGCAGAGCUCAGGGAGCUACAAGACUGUGAAUAUCAUAACGCAAGAAGAUUUCGAGAAGAUGACACCACGUGCACCACGUAAACUCAACCCUGAAGUUCCUCCUCCUCCUCCCCCCUCUCUGGCACAGUCAUUGUGUACUGAAGAGCCAGUACUAGAGAUAGCAAGGUCUGCACCAACAGAGUUACAGAUUCCUGUAUUGGAACGACGCACUUCAGAAUGCAGUAACGGUGCCCGGCCACGUAAAGAGCAUCACCAUCGCCGAGCUUCACGCUUCUAUGCUGUUACCAAGGAUGACCACCCUCCAGAUACAAGCACCCUUCGAAAGCGAAAAACAAGACACACAAAUAAUCCACCAGUGGAAAGUCAUGUUGGAUGGAUUAUGGACGUCAGAGAGCACAGGCCUCGGACCAACUCUGUCAGUAGUAGUGCUGGAACAAGUCCCAGUGAGAGUCAUUUGGCGGGCAAUUACAGCAGCACACCACAGUCUUUGCCAACCUUCCAGCAUCCAUCUCACUCACUGCUGAAGGACAACAACUUCAAGCAGGAGGUGUACAGCAAGUACUACUCCAGAUGUCUUAAAGAGCGUAAGAAGUUGGGAAUUGGACAAUCUCAGGAAAUGAACACAUUGUUCAGAUUUUGGUCUUUCUUUCUGAGGGAAAAUUACAACCGUAAAAUGUACCAAGAAUUCAAAACGCUAGCAGUAGAGGACGCCCGAGAAGGAUACAGGUAUGGUCUGGAGUGCCUGUUUCGUUUCUACAGCUAUGGUUUGGAGAAGAAAUUCCGCCCUGAAGUGUAUCAGGAUUUUCAGGCUGAAACCAUUGCUGACUUCGAAAGUGGUCAGUUGUACGGACUAGAGAAGUUUUGGGCAUUCUUAAAGUACUACAAGCACAGUUCAAAACUCCACGUUGAUCCCAAGCUGAAAGAGUGUCUCUCAGGAUACAAUGAUGUGAAGGACUUCCGUGUAGUUAUGCCUGGUGAUGAGAACGAGUUGAGAGGUGGAUUCAGAGGAGCAUUUCGUCCACAUGCUGUGAAACGUCGCAGCCGUAGCGUUUCAGAGAGUUACAGCAUGGACGUGAGGCAGCAGUCCAUCUCCGAACGACAAGCAGCACAGCAGUUUCAGAAGCGUGUACGGCGCUUGUCAGGAGGUCCCGGCCCCAGUUCCGGCCAAGGCAGAUGGAGAACCGAGUCACACCCUUCUUGUAUAAGCCAAGUGUCUGUCACCUCUUCAAGUCGAAGAAGAUCAAAUUCUUUCAAUUCUGAAAGAGCUUUGGAAUCAAGCAGUUCCAAUUCAAAACAUUCUGAUUUAAAGGAUGCUAACCAAAGUGCAAAUAGUAAAGCAAGAGUAAAUUUUGAUCUUGGGGAGUCAGAACCUGGUAAGUCAAAUGUCAGUAACACAAAAUCUAAUUCAUCAGAUAUUAAUUCAGGUUGCAAGGUACGUGAAUCAAGAGAUGGCACCAGUUGUUCACCAACAUCUAAACCUGUUCACAAAAAAAAGGAAUCCUCCAGUAGUAAAAGCAGUACUGAGAAACAAAAGAGAGUUGGGGAUACUCUAAGGGAUGCUACCAACAAAGAAUGGGACGUAACAGAACACAUUUCAGCAUGAAAAUGAAUCUGCAUUGUCUCCAGAAAGUGAGUAUAAGUAGGCAUGUGUGAGAGUGAUUAUUUCAGAUCAGGACAAGAAUUUGGAAAUAUUUGAGAGUUGAGAUAAGAACAAGAAUUGUCUUUACUUAUCAUUGUAAUAACAAUUUAUUAUAUUAGCCACUUUUUCAUAUAUUACAUGUAUGUUGAUGUUGCUCAUAUUGAGACAGGAAUUGGUACAGGAGUAAAGUCAAGGUGCUUCAUACAGAAAUAUAUAAGGGUGCAGUGUGGGCAGGAGGAGACAGAUUUAAAUAGUCUGCAUGCUACCAGUGAAAGUGAAAGCAAUUAUAUGAAGAUUAUCAGAGUUUGAGACUCAAAAUUAAUAGCUAGAUUUCAAAGCAAGAUCGAAUUGUUUUUCUCAGUUCAUUCUCAGAAAUUCAAUACUUGCACAUGCCUGUAGAUAACUUUACUUACUGUAAGGUCAAAGUGAAAAGUGAGAUUUUGGCUGCAUUCAUAGCAUUUGCAGCUACUCUAAUGAUUCCAUAUUGAUUCGACAUUUGUGCUUAAUGAAGAAAGGCUGAUUAUUUCUGAAAACUGUACAGUUUUCUUCUGUUCUUUUUACAGACAGUCGUGCCAUAAUAGAAUAUGAUUUGGCAUAAUUGUUUUCUUGGUGCCUUAUCUGAGGCAUCCGGAUUAUGGAUGGAAUGCGAUCAGUAAUUUUGAAAGCCAAGCAUGGUUACUUCCAGAUAAGUUGGGUAGGGGAGUGACAUUUUGGAAAUAUAAGCUUUGGGUUCUGAAGUCAGUAUAAAAUGCAAAUUUCGUUUUGUGAGUCUUCCAAUACAGAAAACAGCAGGGAUUCCCAGGGUGCCCCGACAUUGUUGUUACAUAAAUCGUUUUUAUUUAAGUAAAAAUGUUUACAUAAUAGUGACUUCAUAAAACAUAACAUGUGCUUCAGUGCAUUUUUUAUUACUCCAGCCAUUGGUUUGUUAUUUGUACUGAUUGCUUUCUCAAUUGAAUUUUAAAUGAAUCAGUCAUUUCUAAAAGGCCUUGGAUCCAAAGAGAUUAACUUGAGAAAAAUGUAGUAAAAUAUGCUCCUGUGUAAGUACUGUGUGUUUCUUUUGCAGUUUGGAAUUGCAUGUUAAAACAUCUCUUACUACAUUUUCUCAGUUUUAAUCUACUUUCUUUCUGUCAUGGAAAAAAGUACGCAUAGAAUAAAUAGGUUAGUUUUCACAAAGUUUGACAUGAUUUCAUUCUGCCUCAGUUUUGUACUUACACGAAUUCCAAGUAACAGUGAUGAUGAUGAUGAUUAUGAGGAGGAGGAAGAAGAAGAAGAGGAGGAAGAAGGUACUGCUGCUGCUGGUGAUAGUGAUCUAUAACAUAGCCAGUUGGGUGAACUAGAGUUGCUCAUAUGGGUGUCUGCACACAAGUCCAGCAAACUAACAUAUGAGCUAAACUGCAUUUUGUUGUUUGAGCAUGAACUAACAUUACUCAAAUUUAACAUUAGGAAUACAAGAUUUGUAGGACUGAAAGUGUGUGCUGUAGUUGUGUGGACAUGGUGAGUUCUCCCUAGAACUUCAUGUAGGUUUGGGAAGAUUGAAUAGUUUUGACCAUGGAUCAGACAUCUUGAUGUCAUGAUGAUUUUGACAGCCAAAUUUGUCAAAUGGGCAAUGAUAGUACAGUGUUGUCCUGUGUUACAAGUUGAUGAUGAAAUAAUAGGCUUAGAAUGCUGCAGAAAUAGUCUUCUAAGAUGUUACUUUGCAUUGGUCAGUAAUGACCUGGUCAGGAAGCUGUGGGGGGUGGUAAUGCUUUUGGGUGGGGGUAGAUGUCUUGAUCAUAGAUCGGUGGAUGAGUGGCAGAAGAAAUAACUUGAGAGUGUAAUCUAUUGGUUAGACUAUAGGCUGCACUUGUCAUCUUGUGAGCUGAAGAGUGAGAUUCUUCAGUGCCUUCCCGAGGUCUCCCACUCGUCCCCAGGUGGAAUAUUGUAAUGCUGCUGGUUGGAGAAUCUUAUCAACAGAUAUAGCAUUCCAUGGUAUGCAUCUCCAGCAGAGAAGUUUGGUAGGUGAGUUAGGCUAUCAACUGCAUCGGUGGCUAAAAAUUGCAGACAUUUCAGGGACCAUCUCUGUCCCCAUAUCAAUGUCUCGUGCCGUAAGGUUCAAACUGUCCCUUCUGUAGAUGGUAGAUGAGACUUAUAUUUGUGGGAGAGUGUUCUCAGAUGUUGGUUUGUCCUUCAUCCAUGGUCUUGUUGAAAUAAAGACCAGUAAUCCCUUAAGAGUUGUUGGAUAGCCACUCUUGCCAUGAUGUUUAGCUGACUCCUGUUUCAGGCAUUGCAGGUUACCCACCUGGCAGUUGAGGGCUUUGCAGUUUCAGAAAAUGGGCAGGACAUAUUUACUUCAGUUUAUCUGUCCAUAUUUUCAUUCCAUCUUCAUCCCUUCAUCAUGGGGAACAUGCAUGAAUAUUCCAUAUGGAAUUUUGUCUUCAGGCACAAUUUUCUUUCGAAUAAUAUGUAAGGGGAGGAAGUUUGGUGUUAGCUGAAUGUGCUAAAGGAGUAGUGUAGAGGGUGUUUUUUUUUUGUGACUGGAUGUUUCUGUUAAAAUACUGCCCACUGUUGGUUUGUGUUUAAACCAGAGCAGUAUAUGUAGUCUUAGGGACACUGCACACCAGACUCCUGCUUUUGUGCAGUGUAAAGAUGUGUCAUGAUACUCAUGAGGAUCAUCGGUUGGCCAUAUUUGAAAACUGCAGGAUGCAAUGUGCUCAUUCUGCCGUCCAGUUCCUCAUCAUCAGAAUUCAGAUUUUCUGUGAACCAUUGGAGAUGAGACAAUUCGGUGGCAGCAGCUUAUGCGCUCGGUUUUAUUUCAUGUGCAAAGUUUUUUGGAGGACAGUUUUAAUAAAUUUGUUAUAAAGGGAUUUUUGUAGUGGAUUCAUUUGUAGACCAUGUUCAUUGCUAUAUUUAGUUUUAAGAUUCUGCUCCUGUGGCUUUGUAACCCCAAGAUCUUAUAUAACUUUCAUAAUGAUGUUCUUUGCUGAAGACUUGUACUUAUGAACUGAAAUAAAAGAAAAAUUUUAUUAUUGGGUCCAUCGCAAGGUUGCAUCAAUGAAAACAGUGAGGGAUCUCCAGUCAUCAUCAGUUUUUCUCUUAUGUGCCUUUUUCUUGAAGUUCCUUUGUUUUGUUUCUGGUAUAGUUAUAUCGUUUACCCUAUUUAAGAAGCAGUAAGUAAUACAAAUAAUUUGUUACCUGCAGCCUGUCAUUUUACAAAGAGUAAAAAUAUUUUCACCAGAUGGCAGCAUAUUCCAUUACUCCCCUCUUGUGUGUGUAGUUCUAAAGAAACCUUAUACAUGGGUGAAAGCCUUUUGGAAGGUAAUGCAGCAAAAAGCAGAAGACACAGUGAAGAUGGGGCAGAAUGAUGGACAUUUAUUUAAGGAAACCCACCCAUUUGGCCAAGCCUUUAAGAAAUGACUGGUUCAGAUGUUAUUUUUAUAACAUUUUAUAACUGGUUCAGUAGGCAGUUUAAUGCCAUUGAAGUGAAACAAAGUUUGAGGAAAAGUGUUUGUCAAAUGUCUAAGUCUGUGUUUGUAGUUUUUUUGUAUCCUUCUUCUCAUCAUUUUGGUUACCUUGUCAUGUUUAUAAGUGAAAUAUCCUGGAUUCUGGGAAAGGAAUAUAGACGUGCAUGAUAAAAAUUUGUGUAUGGUGAUGAAUUGCUGUAUCUUAUGUACCUAUUGCUCAUAUAGUCUCUGAAAAGUGACAGAUUAUUCAGUGAGAUUGUGGAAAAUAUUUGAUAGUCUUUGUAAGAAAUGGGAGCAAGCAGUCUGCUUAUCCACCUCCUUAAUGAAAUGAAACAUUUGUGACCCCGAUCUCAUUAUGGGAAUCAUGUUUGAAGGGAGGCUAAUGCUUCAGUGUGUACAGAUUGUUACAAAAAAAAUAUUAAUUAUGGGGCUAGUCCUUAACAAAGGAUUUUCUAAUGAAUAGAAGUGAACUUAUGUUGUAUCCAUUGACUUACUGAAUGAGUUGCUGAAACGGCAUGAGGGAUUCAUUCAGGUCAAGUGCUAUAACCUAUGUUAGGUUCAGUAUUUUAUCCUUUCCAUGGAUAAGAUUGACAUUUAAAACUAACACUUCGUGAUAUAUCAAUAAGAAUUGAGGUCAUAGCUUAGUUUAGAGUGACUUUUAGCAAUGAUGCCACAUGUACAAUUUUAUGACUUUAAUACUGAAAUUUGGUUAAAAGGAAUUAGUAAUGAAGCUUAAUAUUCUAACAUUGUGUUAUUUGGGAAGGUAACGAUGCAUAAAGUAUCAUUUACCUGUGGGAAAACUCCAGAAAGUCGUAUUCAUAUGAAAAUAUUUUUAGUAUAGGUCAUUGUGGACACAUCUUAAUAGUUUGCAUCCUGUUGUGUGUCUCACAUAAGAUAUAAAGCAUACAAGAAUAUACUGUCUACACAACAACAUUCUGUAUUUUAAGACAAAGAAGACACUACUGUAUGAACAUUUGUUUUAUUAAAGCUUUUAUGGAUGCGCCCAUACAGAGUGUUGUUGUGUAGACUAUAUAUUCUUGUAUGCUUUAUAUCUUAUUGUGGACACAUUUGGCAGACUGUGUGAUUGUUUUGUUUAUUUUAUAUAUAUAUAAAUAGUCAAGCAGAGGAAGAAGAUGAAGAAAGUGCUCUAGCAUCUGGAGGCAGGCAACUAGUCUCAUGAUUUGAUUUUAGUGUGGUGCAGGGUUGAGAAAUUACAUGCUCAUUUUUUAUGUACCAACAUCCAGAAUCAGAUAUGCCUUUGUGCAUGUUCAGAUACACUGGAACCCCAUUUAAUGACCUCAGUAUAAGGUUUUCCUUCAUUUAGCGUUCAAUUUCCGUGAUCGCAGCCGAGUAAUCUCAGCAUUAGUUACCUCAGUUUAAGAUUUUCCUCAGUUCAGUGUUCAGAUUCACUCCUUUCCAAAGAAUCUUUAAAUGGGGUAUCCCUGUACUAUGAAAGAUUUCCUGGUGUUAAUUUUGUUGCACAUCUUGAAGUUAAUUAUCCAUCACAUACGUGUAAUUAAUAUUAUGAUUAUGUUCGCUUUUGACUUUCUGCUUAAUGUACAUAAGUUGAGAUUGUUUCAUUAAGGAAUACCUUUUUAAUGGGAUUUUUUUUUUGUACAGAAGGUAGGAAAUGGGGGACAAACUUGGUUUUGGUGGGGGGAGUUGUGUUCUCAACCAAAACAUGUAUUUCUGUCAUUUACAGAUAUCGCUUGUAAUAGUAGUUGGUUCUCUAUGUAUAAGAUUGACUUUUGUGGGGUAUUUUGAUAUUUAUAUAAAUUAGAUAUGUUUCUGAAUGUGUUUAUUUUAGAGUAAUAUUUUAUUGGUUGGGGGUGGACACUUUUUUCUCACUGUCACUUUAUUUUGUGUGUGUGUGUAUGUGUGUAUGGGAAAGGGGGGAGUUUUGCAUUUAUUUUUUUUUUUGUGUUCACACGUACGUUGUUAUAUCUUGCCCUUAUUUUGUACGUAUUAUGUAUAUUGUGUUUCAGACCUUUUAAUGCAAUAAAUAACAAAUGCUCAGAGAUUGGUAGGAGCAUAUGGUCUGCUUUUAUUGAUGAAAAGAGUUGGCUGUAGUAAUUUCCCUGAAGCUCCAUUACAGCAUUGUUCUGAUAACAGGUUAUGGUCAGAAAUGUUGUUAAGACUGUUAGAAAAUUGUCUGUUCCUCUCAUUGUUGUAUUCACAUUCUUAAUAUGUGUUGCAGGAACUGUGGUAUUUGAAAAUUGGUUAUGAAGAAUUCUAUUCUCAUCAGGUAUUGAAUGGAUAUCAUGAAAGAUAUGGUCAGUAACGCUGUGGAAUUUCAUUGUUCUGCCUUGUGUGUGCAUUGAACCACCAAAUUACAACCAUGCUGAAGACCAAUGAGAAAUUGCAGUGUACUGCAAGCAUGGAUGAUCAGAAAACCAGCGUAUUAUGACCAUUUUAUUAUUGUACCAUUUAAGUUAAAAGAGCCAGAAUAGCUCAGUCAAUUAUAUCGACAGGCUACAGCAUGGAUGGCUAGGACUCAAUUCCCAACGGGGCAAGAUUAUUCUCUUUGUAGCAUCCAGUCUGGCUCUGGCCCAGCAUACUAUCCGUUGGGUAGUAGGGUAAAGUGGAAGGGGUUUGAGGCUGACCACUCACCUUCAUUUAGUUCCGCGGUCAAGGGUGGUAGAGGGAUACCUUUAUUCCCCUUAAGCACAGGGACACCCUCUUCUUUUUUACCAUUUAACACUUGAUCCUGGUUUUGAACUUCAUAUAUUUGUAGUCCAGAACAUUGAAUGUAAGGCCAUAGCAGAUCAUAUUCUUGUAAUAAGUAUUCACCAAAUGUUUCUUGUCCAUGCCCUGCCAAUCUUGAAACAUCAGAGCUUAAAAAUGUAAAGACAGACAACAGCCAUGAAACAGUUCCCUGUUUCUUGUAAUGUCAAGGAUGCCAGCUGUUAUGUUCUUUGACUUCAGGUGCAGCAGUGAUAUGAUAUUUUACAGUUGUUAAGAUUGUUAAGGUAGACCAGUUAAAAUUGAUGCUGUUAUCAUUCUUCAGCCUCAGUGAAGAAAUGAUAAGGGCCUAUGUUGUUUUCUGGGGAUAUGACACCAUGCAGUUUGGUAGAUAAGUACAGUCUUGUGACCUGCAUCUUGAGGAUUGGAGGGAGUGGGUUCUUCAAGAAUGUUGGUAACCAUAUGCUACACUGCACACUUCAUGCCCCAGAAGACACUAUCUUAAGUCUUCCUGCUGUGAGAACAUUAAAUCUCUCAUUGCAUGAAAUACUGAUGCUGAUCAGCUGAAUUGUUUCUCUUACAUUGUACACUGCCACCAGAAGUUACUGUGUACUGUUACAGAAAGCAGUCUGCUUUUUCUUGAACUAAUAUUCAGUCAUAUACAACAUAUUCCCUUUACCCCCAUCCAAGAACUGGCCUUUCUUUUCCAUUAGUUUUAUAAUACAAUACUAAAUUCAGUGAAUAAAAUGUAUUACAUAUGUCACUAUUGUAGUCAAAUGCAGUAAGUAUUUCAUUUUGUGAACACAGUUUGGUGUUGCAUUUGACAUUGAAGGAAAUAUAUGCACAUGUUGGAAAUGAAAUAAUGUUACUUGCAGAAAAUGGAAUAAUAGUUGUGUCACAUAACACUUUGUGCAAGAAAUGGGAGGACAGUUGAUUGCUAGAAACUAAGUAAGGAACAGAAAUUUGUGAGAAAGCUCGGUACAUUAUGUUGCACUUCGUAAGAAAGAACGUAGAGACAAUAAAUAUUCCCUUGGUAGCUGAGUUGGCUUAACAUAAAAUGAACUAAGUCAAGAUGCGGAACUGCUUGGUUACUUGCUUUUAAGGGAUGUCAUGAUGUGUAUACAUGGUUAAUGUGAGCUUUGUGAUUAUUAUUUAGUGGUGCUCACCACCAUUUACAUUGCACUGUGUAGACUCAUAGAGUUAAACUAAUAUUUUAUAUAACUUGCAUAUCUAAAGCCUGUUGAAGUAAGUGAUUUCAAGAACUGUACAUAUGUUUUAUAUAUAUGAUAAAUUAAGAAUAAUAAUUUUGAGGCACAUCUGAAUUUCUGAAAAAUAUUUCAGACCAAGAUUUCAAAUGUCUGGUUUUCAAGGAAAUUUUCAACUUUUAUUGAAAUAUGUACUGAAUUGAACUUUAUUUUUCAAUUAUGUGCAUGGUGUUUUAAAAUGAAUGUUUGGAUAUAGAUGACAUUUGGAUGAUGAGUUUAGCCAAUUUGUUAAUGCUUUAUAGACUAUGCUGUCCUUGGUAGGUAUGUCAAGAAUUACAGAUUAUCUUAAACUUUACGUGGAAUGUAAAUAUAACAGGCAUUUCCUUGUUAUUUUCUUCACUGCACUUUUUCAGGAAGUGUAUACUCCUAUA
Molecule: messenger RNA, 12561 nt
Organism: Cryptotermes secundus
Lineage: Eukaryota; Metazoa; Arthropoda; Insecta; Blattodea; Kalotermitidae
Gene: larp
Product: la-related protein 1
Exons: 19
Coding region: 595-4767 (1390 amino acids)
Biological process (GO): positive regulation of translation; mRNA stabilization
Cellular component (GO): cytosol; cytoplasmic stress granule
Molecular function (GO): RNA cap binding
Source: RefSeq, a predicted model, not a curated record